AUGGGUCCUUCUGAUCACACUAUUGAGACAUCAGAUAAAAAGUUGUUGACAUCGGAUAUUGAUGUGGCUGUGGCUAAAGAGGAGAAACCAAAGAUCUAUAUUCGUCUCCGUACAAAGAAAAAGUCUGAGGAGGUUCAACAUGAUGGAAAGACAGGUACAGUCCUUAGAAAAGGGGAAGAACUGGGGGCAAAAACUUGGAAUUUGAGGCCUACAAGCCAGCAGAUAGAAAUGUGGGAAAAUCUGCAGCUGGCGGGUCGUCACAGGAGAACAAAUCUCUAUUGCCUCGGGCAACUGGAGCUGGUUGCAAAUCGACUGCUAAUAAGAAGGAGAAGGUGCCAAAGUUCUCUAUUGCUCUUUCUCCAGAGGAGAUAG
Messenger RNA from Ilex paraguariensis (yerba mate), 372 nucleotides. The record is from the annotation of a GenBank genome assembly. Lineage: Eukaryota; Viridiplantae; Streptophyta; Magnoliopsida; Aquifoliales; Aquifoliaceae.